UAUUUCUAGCCAUAAAGACCACAAAAAAAAGUCUUCAAAGUGAACUCACCCACUUCUCUCUUUUGAUAGCCUUUCUUCUCAAAAUUCACUCUUUCUAAGCACAAAAACAAUGGCCAUCUUCCUCUUCAUUCUUCUCUGUUUUCUUCCCCUCACCAUGCAAGAGGAGCCCUGCCCUUAUCCUUGCUACCCUCCGCCCACCGGCUCCGGCUCCGCCACCCCCACCACCCCCUCCACGCUACCACCUCCGGCAACCUCUUACUCUCCUCCUCAAGGGUACAACUACCCUACACCGUCAGGGAAUUUACCAAAUUACCCUUCACCACCUUUUGGCAACAAUUAUGGAAACCCUCCUCCUCCUGACCCUAUUUUGCCAUACUUUCCUUUCUACUAUAAAAACCCUCCCCAUAAAACGGACGAGGGAUCAUCGGCAGCUUCAAGGCUUGGAAGAAGAUCAUCAUCAUCAGCAAGGCUCGUUUUGUUUUCGUUUUCGUUUUUCUUGUUGCCACUUGUUUGAGGUAGUAAAAGUAGUUGUUUUGAUGUAAUCUGUGGGUUCUUAUGGGGGAAUUUUGAGAUGUCUUGCCAUUAAAGGAAAGCUUGGCUUGCAAUCUAGUUGCAGAAAUUUGAAGGGUUUCGUGUAAAUUUGUUUGUUCGGCAAUAAAGUUUCAAAUUUUAUUUAA
Molecule: messenger RNA, 677 nt
Organism: Mangifera indica (mango)
Lineage: Eukaryota; Viridiplantae; Streptophyta; Magnoliopsida; Sapindales; Anacardiaceae
Product: leucine-rich repeat extensin-like protein 1
Exons: 1
Coding region: 110-514 (134 amino acids)
Source: RefSeq, a predicted model, not a curated record